AUGUCGAUAACCGAUUCGAAUGGGAAUUUCUCGGAGGAGUUUUUGAACCGACUAGAGAAUUUGAAAAAGGACCAGAAAGAGAAUUUGAGGGAAUUGGAAAGGUUGAGAAUCGACGCUUACUUAGAGAAUCGCAACAUGCCUCAUCAGCCGAUAGAAUCUCGGCUAGACCACAACAAGACGAUUCAAGAAAUGUGGAGCGACUUCAACUUGGCAGAGACUCUCGAGCGGUAUCCAUCUUUGCAGCAGAUACCCGUUGACAUCCACGCCAAGUCCGAUUUUGAAUCUGACAAGAAACGGCUUCAUGAAUGGCGACCGCGAGUUACAGUCCCUGAGCCGUUUUCAAUGACUGUUCGCGAAGAAAAACGACCCAAGGGACCAAAACAUACUCGCGCGAGUCUGGAGGUCGGAGAGGCGCAAAGAAAACGAGAAGAGGAAGAGAAAAAUAUUUCCAAAGAGUUUCGUUGUCGCCCAGUGCCUGCCCAUGUCUACUACCCCCUGUACCACGACAUUGUAGAACACAGCGAUACAAGACGAAAGCUGACAUUCGAAAAAAGGAUGAAAGAUUUGCAAGAAAAGUCUACCGCACCUUCCUUUGUCGAUCGAGACCAGGCGAAAAAGCGGGAAAAGGCGAUGGCAUUGAGAGAGAUGAGGGAUGAAGAAGAGGCGUUUUUGAAGACCUUAGCUUCGUCAUUCAAAGCCAAAGAGCCUGCUCCAGAAGUACUGGCGCCAAAGCAAAGCCACGCAGAUUUUGAGGCGGACAGAGAGAAGAGAAUCAGAGCUAGAGCUGAGAAGUUAUUACAAUGCUCAUCUCUUCCACCGAGGAUGAACUCGGCUCCUACUCCAUCAGCACGAGCCUCGAGCUCAAGAGGAUCAGUAAACGAGGACAAAUGGGCGAAAACGCGACGGCAUGACAAACCAGUGCCAGAUUUCAAGGCGUUGCAUCGGAAAAACAUGCGCAAACUAGAACUGGCGAAGAAGAGAGAUGAGGCGGAAAGGGAGAGAACGAGGCCGAAAUCGGCUGCUCCUGAACUUGCUUCAAUGAAACGAGCGGAAAAGAAGGCGCAAGAGAAAGCGCUAGUGGCGGCUGAAGAGCCCGAUUCAAAGGUCUUCAAGGCAACAAAGAUUAAUUUCUCCCCGGAGGCACCGCCCAUCAGAGAGAACGACAGCUUCACGCGCCGCAGAGACUUUGUCAAGCAUACUUUAGACUUGAUGGAAGAAGAGUUAAAAAAGGAAAACGAAAACUUACUCGAAAAACGCCGUGCUCAGCGACUCCGCGCCAAAGCCAUUAGGAAGUCCAUUCCAGGCAAAACAAACACUCGUAGCCAAAAGCAAACGCGUGAAGAGCUGAAGAAGAACGACUUGCAACGAAGAAUUGAGUAUCGAAAGAGUCUCAAUGAAAUUUACGAGCGAGUUGAAGCCCGACCAUGUCUUUUUGAAUAG
This is a messenger RNA of Oikopleura dioica, 1440 nucleotides long. Lineage: Eukaryota; Metazoa; Chordata; Appendicularia; Copelata; Oikopleuridae. The record is from the annotation of a GenBank genome assembly.